This is a messenger RNA of Lates calcarifer (barramundi perch), 2896 nucleotides long. Its product is annotated as holocytochrome c-type synthase. Gene Ontology annotation, molecular function: holocytochrome-c synthase activity. Gene Ontology annotation, cellular component: mitochondrion. Gene Ontology annotation, biological process: cytochrome c-heme linkage. The record is from RefSeq and is a predicted model, not a curated record. Lineage: Eukaryota; Metazoa; Chordata; Actinopteri; Centropomidae.
UCUAGCUUACGUACGGCACAUGUAACCCACGGUUGUGCAACUCCUUCUGGGUAACAUAGUGGUUGUCCUGCACGUUGACAUUGGGAUAGUAACCCAACAGAAGAACACUUCUAGGCUGACUUCUCUAACAGGGCGGGAUGGGAGCUUCUGUGUCCACACCUGCUGCACCUACAGUGAAGGCAGAGGCCAUGAUGGCUGCUCCUCCUCAGGGCUGCCCCAUGCACCAAGAGGCCCAGCCUGUCAAAGUGUCUCCACCUUCCGAGUGCCCCAUGCAUCAAGCUCAGCCUGUAAAGGCAUCUCCUCCAUCGGAGUGUCCAAUGCACAAAGCAGAAGCAGGUCCAGCCCACCAGAACCGGGCCUAUGAGUUUGUGGAGUGUCCCAUGAAAGCUGCAGCAGGCAUGAAGAGUGACAUCGACCCAGCAAAUAUGAUGCCUCCUCCCAACCAAGUGCCAGCUCUAGACCAGCCCUUCGACCUGUCACUCACCAGGGAGGAGUCCACCAUUCCCCGUCACGGCACAGAGAAGAACUGGGUCUACCCCUCUGAACAGAUGUUCUGGAACGCCAUGCUGCGCAAGGGGUGGCGCUGGCGUGAUGAUGACCUCGCUCCUCAAGACAUGACCAACAUCAUCAAAAUCCACAACCAGAACAAUGAGCAGGCCUGGCAGGAGAUCCUGAAAUGGGAGGCCAUGCAUGCAAGUGAAUGUCCAUGUGGGCCGACCUUGAAGAGAUUUGGUGGGAAAGCCAAAGAGUUCUCGCCCAGGGCUCGCUUCCGCCACUGGAUGGGCUACGAGCUGCCUUUUGACCGCCAUGACUGGAUCAUUGACCGCUGUGGGAAGGAGGUGCGUUACGUCAUUGACUACUACGACGGUGAAAUCGACCAAGCAACCUACCGGUUCUCCAUCCUGGAUGUACGCCCCGCCUUUGACUCUUUAGGUGCCGUCUGGGACCGCAUGAAGGUGGCCUGGUGGCGCUGGACCUCCUAAAGGACUCUGACAUACAUAUAGGUCACAGUGUGAACUUCAUACACACACACACACACACACAUGCAAAGACUGAAUAUGGUGUUCCUUAUUUCAGGUCUUUGCUACAUGUGUGGUGCUGUGAAAAGAAACAAACAAGACCCAUGAAGAAUACAAAAUGACUAUGAGCGUUUUAGCAAAAACCUCACUCAGUUAGGCUGUAUGAAGCAUCGUCUGCUAAUCAUAUUGAUUUAAGUGAAAAAUAUAAUUUCAUGCUUGCUUUGCAGUUCAUACAUCUAUAAAACAGCAUGUGCAGUCUGAGCUAGUGGAAGUGUUUGUCAAACAGGUCACAUGGGGUUUCAAACAGCUUCUGGGAGUCUGUCCAGGCUUUAAUCUGCUUUCAAUUUAAAUAUAAGUAUAGGAACAGCUUGCUUACAUACAGUUUUACAAAUGAAGUUCAUCAUGAAGAGUGAUGAAUAACCUGAGAAAACAGUUUGAUGACUUCUGUGUCUCUGGAGGAGCUUUAUGAAGUCUAACAAAAUAACCCUGAUGUCAUAGUGAAAACUGGAUGGGGAAUAUAGGAUCCAGCACCUACGGACCUUGACCCAUAUUAGUGACUAACUUGGGAUAUAUUGUCUGCUGCUGUUUUCUUUUUUUUUUUUCUUGCAGGCCCAUAUUACAUUUAUUGAAAUACCAUACUAAACUAGCUGCAGUGCUCCUUGAAGCUGAGAGCACCAAUUAGAAGUGUUCACAUACCUGAAGUAAUUUUUUAAUCUGCUGAGACUUUGUGAUUGAUAUUUUUGUGGAUCAGAUUCAUCACACUUGUCAGCUUUGUCUAGUAAUCCAGUAAUCUUUUCAGAGAAGUUCAAAGCCACAGCAUUUUAAAAGUCACAACAUAGCAUUUGAUUUAAAUAGUUCAUGCUGUUCAUUGAAAUUUACUUACAGUUCAUAAGUAUUUAAUUAUUGGUGAUGUCAGACAAACUGUAAGCAUUUUUAAAAACGAUUAUGUUCUUGGCAAGCAAGAUUUAUUUGGUAGUGGUAGUAGAGAUAGAGACAAGUCUGUGUACACAGCUUGUUACACAGCAGUUUGUCCUCACAGAAAAGUUGCACCUAAUCAAUAACCUGCAGUGUUAGUUACCUACAGGCAGACUAAAGCUUGUUCACAGCGGUGGUAAUGACUCCAGUGGCAGUUUAUUAUAGUAUUUGUCUUUGCUUCUACACGGUGACACAACCUGCAGGACAGAUCCACUUUCACUAGUCUGACCUCUCAGCCUUUGUACAGCACAUCUGAUGUGACUGCAGCAAACUUUACCACUGUCAUAAUUGAGAAUGAGGAGUUAACGUUCCACCAGGAUCAUCCUUUAUUGGUGAGAGGGGUUGACCGAUUAACAUGACUGUGUAGUGGCUUAUGGGUGUGGAUAUAUAGCUAUAUUUUUUUAAAGGACCAGGAUGGAUAUCAGCCCUGCAAUUAAACCCUGUAACUCUAUAACCCAUUUCCCUUUCUCUUUCUUACUGUGGUUAGAUUUCCCUGACUUCCUCAGUGGGACAUGAGGUGCAGAUGUUUGGAGGUUAAAUUGAAAGCCACGAGGUCAUUUACUGUAUUGUUAUGUUGUAACAUUCUCCAAAUAGUAUAGGGAUAACAGCUCAAAAGUUGCUCAGUUAAACUGGAUUUUCAUCUCGGAUGUAUUUCAGUGUAACAUUUCAUAUGCCACUUCUCCAGUGCUGUCAGAAUCCCAUGUCUCAGCUCUGGUAUGUAUUUUUUUGUGCUGAUAUUCAUAUUUUUAUUUAUUGUUUGAUGAAUGAGUGUAGAUUUCUGUGUGCAGAACCUUUUGAAGUUUCUGUUCUCAGAAAGUGUUCUUGUACCUUAAACUGAUUUUACUAGCUCUGGUGGUCAACUAAACUAUCAAUAAAGCUGGUCCUCUUCUGCCUCAAAGUAA